GGGCUGCAGGGCACCGAGCGCGCAGUCAGGAAGCAUGGCACUCUGGCGGGCAUACCAGCGGGUCCUGGCCGAGCACCCGUGGAAAGUCCAGGUCUUGACUGCGGGGUCCCUGAUGGGCCUGGGUGACAUUAUCUCACAGCAGCUGGUGGAGAGGCGGGGUCUGCGGGAACACCAGGCCAGCCGGACUCUGACCAUGGUGUCUCUGGGCUGUGGCUUUGUGGGCCCUGUGGUAGGAGGCUGGUAUAAGGUUCUGGACCGGCUCAUCCCAGGGAAUGCCAAAGUGGAUGCACUGAAGAAGAUGCUGGUGGAUCAGGGGGGCUUUGCCCCAUGUUUUCUAGGCUGCUUCCUCCCACUGGCAGGUGCCCUCAAUGGACUGUCAGCCCGGGACAACUGGGCUAAGCUACAAAGGGACUAUCCGGAUGCCCUCAUCACCAACUACUACCUCUGGCCUGCUGUGCAGUUGGCCAACUUCUACUUGGUGCCCCUGCAUUACAGGUUGGCCGUUGUCCAGUGUGUUGCUGUCAUCUGGAACUCAUACCUGUCCUGGAAGGCACACCAGCUCUAGACCCACAUUGCUCCAUGGUGUGUACCUUGCAGCACAGCUUGACUCUGGAAUGGUCAGACAACCUCCUCCAAGGGGCCGGGGUAGGGUCCAAGCAUUUGGGAUUGGCACUUUGAGCUGGCAUGAUUCACUCUGCAAUGUAAACUGACUGCUUCUGAAAUUGGUAGAGCCUUCACAAUGCAUCACCUGACAACAGCGCUACUUCCCAAGCAAUGUAGCAUUAGGCAAUUUUGUCAGUGUGAACCUCCCAGAGUGGACCUACCCAAACCAAGAUGGUACGGGCCAGCCACUUGAGGUGGCCUCUUGUUCAAUCAAGAAAGGUAAUA
Messenger RNA from Ochotona curzoniae (black-lipped pika), 888 nucleotides. Its product is annotated as protein Mpv17. NCBI's taxonomy places the organism in Eukaryota, Metazoa, Chordata, Mammalia, Lagomorpha, Ochotonidae. The transcript has 8 exons. Gene Ontology annotation, cellular component: cytoplasm; membrane. The record is from RefSeq and is a predicted model, not a curated record. Bases 35 to 565 code for a protein of 176 amino acids.